Messenger RNA from Leptopilina heterotoma, 1803 nucleotides. It is a transcript of the gene RIOK2, whose product is annotated as serine/threonine-protein kinase rio2. The record is from RefSeq and is a predicted model, not a curated record. The transcript is spliced from 5 exons. Gene Ontology annotation, biological process: protein phosphorylation; maturation of SSU-rRNA. Gene Ontology annotation, molecular function: ATP binding; protein serine/threonine kinase activity. Lineage: Eukaryota; Metazoa; Arthropoda; Insecta; Hymenoptera; Figitidae. Bases 204 to 1724 code for a protein of 506 amino acids. Gene Ontology annotation, cellular component: cytosol; nucleus; preribosome, small subunit precursor.
AAAGGCUCAUAACCUAAAAUUUCCCCGCAAGUAAAGUUCUUCAUGUGCGGUAAACAUGUGUUUAUAAAAUUAUAAAACUACAAUCUGUAGAUUGUAAAAUUAAUAUUUGACUUGAUAAAUUAAUAGUAAAAAAUUUAUUCAUUUAAGAAGAAGAAAAAAAAAUUUAUUAGAAAGGAAUCAAGUAACUUUAAUUGGAUACAAAAAUGGGGAAGUUAAAUGUAACAAUGUUGAGAUAUUUAAACAAAGAUGACUUUCGUGUUCUAACAGCGAUUGAAAUGGGAAUGAAAAAUCACGAAUUAGUGCCAGCUUCACUAGCCGCACAAAUUGCAAAUUUACGUCAUGGCGGUGUACACAAACUUUUGCAAGAACUUUGCAAACAUCGUUUAUUAAGUUAUGAACGUGGAAAACACUAUGACGGUUAUCGUUUAACGAACGCUGGCUACGAUUAUCUGGCAUUAAAAGUUCUCGCUGCACGCGGUAUCGUUGCAUCUUUCGGCAGUCAAAUCGGCGUCGGAAAGGAAUCAAAUAUUUACGUUGUUGCCAAUGACGAUGGCACACCUUUAGUGUUAAAAUUACAUCGUCUUGGUAGAACAUGCUUUCGAAAUAUUAAGGGUAAACGCGAUUAUUUCCAACACAGACGAUCGUCAUCUUGGCUCUAUCUUUCUCGAAUAUCGGCGACCAGAGAAUUCGCCUACAUGAAGGCUUUGGAGGAAAGAGGUUUUCCAGUUGCAAAACCAAUAGAUUUUAAUAGACAUUGCGUUAUUAUGGAGUUGGUCGAUGGUGGACCACUGUGUAAUGUACAUGAAGUGGAAGAUGUUGAGGGUCUGUAUGACGAUCUAAUGAAUUUGAUUGUAAGACUCGGAAAUUAUGGUGUGAUUCACGGUGAUUUUAAUGAGUUUAACAUUAUGAUAACAAAUGAAGGAAAGCCAAUUGUUAUCGAUUUUCCGCAAAUGGUUUCUACUGAGCAUCUUAAUGCUGAACUUUAUUUCGAUCGAGAUGUUACUUGUAUAAGGGAUUUUUUUAAAAGAAGAUUCGGCUAUGAGAGUGAAAUGUUCCCCACCUUUAAAGAUCUUAGUCGAGAAGAUUGCAUGGACGUGGAAAUAAAAGCAAGUGGCCUAACGAGGCAGAUGGAAAAAGAUUUACUCCUCGAAAUGGGUAUGGACUCCGAAAAGUCUGAUGAUGGCGACGAAGAAAAAGAAGAAGCUGAAGACAAUGAUGAUGAUGAUGAUAACGACAAAGAUGAUAAAUUCGAAGACGCAGUAACGAAACAAGACACUGAAGACAUCGAUAAACUUCGUUUAGAAGUCGAUGAAUUAUGUGAAGCGGGUUUUGGCCCCAACUCUAAAAAUCAAAUAAUCAAAGCUGAGGAGCAACUCUCUAAACUUUCGAUAGAAUCUAAAAACCAUAAAAUUCAGAAAGAAGAGAAUUCAGUGGAUAAUUCGAGUUCAGAAGAAACGGACGAUGUUCCAGAAUUAAUAUCAUCGAAUAAUCAAACAUACGAUAGAGAUUUCAGUGAAAGUAAGAGUGUGAGAAGUUACACUUCAACUUCGACGAUUGAUCCAAGUGUUAUUAAAAGCAGAACUAAAGAGGCUUUAGUAAGAAGAAAUAAAAAGGGUUCCUGUCGAAGAGUAUUAGUGAAAGGUGAAGCGAGUGCCACUUCGAGAAGUCGAAGAGAAAGCAGAGACACAAUUAAACAGUCCACAGGAAUUUGGGGCUGGGAAUGAGUCAUUAAAUUCAGUUUUGUUUCUUUUUAUUAUUAUAAUUUAAUAUUUACGCGAAAUAUAUAUUCUUAUCGUUCUUAAA